GCCACUUCAUAGCUGUCUGCCAUGAAAUAAUCACAGUCAAACAGCAGACUACUUGCGCGGUGAAACUUCCGGAUUUUGGACAACCAAAUGGGAAGAUAACUGUAAUCUGAGGCCUGCAUUCCGUUAACACCGGCUCUCAUCCAGAACGAGUUUUAACGACUCAAUGGGUAGGUGUAAGACCACUACACUCUCUCUUCUCUCACUAACCACUAACCCACUGUCCUGGACAGACAGCCCAGAUAGCUGAGGUGUGUGACCAGGACAGCGUGCUUGAAUCUUAAUUAGUUAUGAGCACAGAAAAUAAGCUGAAAUGAAAUAAAAUUAACAGCUUUUGAGACGGAACUGCCGAUGCCGCGGCAGUGCGCAGCUUCCCACCGUGAAUGUACGGUAAAACUAUAAAUUACCAGGAAAUGAGCUGGUAUCGUAAAUAGAUGGGAGAGAAGAAGAUACUGCAUCAUGGAGAAAGAUGUGCUAUAAUCGUCCAAUGAAAUUAGGCUGAUAGGUACAUCGUGGUACCAACGGUUGAUGGGUCUAAGAAAAACUGGAUCCUCGGAAAUCCUUUGUACUGCUAAGCCAUGAAUAUUAUUUUAUUAUAUUUCGUAACCACCUACCUCUGGUGUCCAGCACUGUGUGAUGACACUUGUCCGAAUGAUUGCCGGUGUCGAACUGCUAGGAUACCUGACUUGGGAAAUACAUACUGGACGUCGUGCAACAAAAGAAAUGUCCGUAUUAUUCCAGACCUGACUCCGUUAAAAUCGGUGCCGCAGCCGAUCCGCCUUGACCUCAAAAUGAACCGGAUCGAAGUCGUGAAGAAGACUGAUUUCCCGCCAGGUCUUAAGGUCGCCAUGUUGUUUCUGAGUUCGAACGAAGGAAUUGAAAUGAAAGACGAUGCAUUCGUUCACAUGGCAGAAUCGCUGCAGUUCCUCAACAUUGAGAGAAUACACCUGCAGUUCGUGAAGCAUUUCACAUUUCUGAGGGGUCUGGCUAAGUUAAACAAGCUCGUCAUGAGCUACAAUGAGCAGACGAGUAGGAUUCUACCCAGAGGUCUCUACAGCGAUCUGGAACUUUCGUCCCUGAAAGAGCUCUUACUGCACAACUGUGACAUUGCCGAAAUAAAAGAUGGAGCCUUUCAGGGACUGGAGUCUCUGGAGGUAUUAGAUUUAACCUCCAAUAAGCUGCCAGAAGUACCAAUGGCAAUCAGACGCUUGCCGAAUCUUAGAGUGUUGAAGCUGAGUUUUAAUCCCAUCCGGAAUAUACCUGAAGCAAGCUUCAGGGGCCUUCUGAAAUUGGAGAAUUUAAUCUUAAAUGACAUUUGGGGUCUUUCUUUGGAUAAUGGUGCUUUUCAGGGACUUGAGAAUUCACUACAAAAACUUUCACUUCGAAAAUGCGGAUUUUCGGAUAUCCCCAUUAGCAAGAUUGGAGAACUGAAGAAACUGAAGAGUCUCAACAUUGAGCACAAUCCACUGACCUCUCUCGGAAAGCAUUCCUUUAAUGGCUCAUUUUGUCUAAGCGAACUCGAUCUGUCCGAUACGUUGUUUCCACGAGACGCAGGGAUAUUCGAGGCCCAAGGAGACUGUUUGAGAGGAAUAACCCUCAACAGUCUAGAUCUAACCACAAUACCCAUUCAGAUUUUACAAGGUCUCAGACAUAUUGGAGAGGUUAGCCUAAAAAGUAAUAAAAUACAAGUCCUACCCCGAAAUGCCUUUGGAGGAAUACCCGCUACUUCUUUGAUGUUGUCGGAAAACCCCCUGACCGAAAUAAAACCUGGGGCGUUCAGUGACUUACGACAACAUCUCUCAAUAGAACUGAAGGAAACGAAGAUACCAGAUAUCAAUUUCAUUCUAGAAUACGAGAAAAACAAAUUUCGUGAGAUCUGGUUCGAUGGUACAGUUAUUCCUUGCAGCUGCAACAUUUCCAGGAUAUUUGACCUUGUAGAACCGUGGACCUUGGACGGGAGCUGUUUCAUCGGUGACGUGGAAUACUAUCUGCGGGAUCUGGAGACGAAAACAGAGCUACGAGACAACUGCACUAGUACCGAAGACGUGAAAUACGUAAGCUUCAGUGGGGACGAAACUCACCAAGCCAGCACUAACGCAGGAAUAACACUGGCUGUGAAUACGAUAUGGUAUGUCAUAAUAACACUGUUUGUGCUGUUCACAGGACUCUAAAUAUUGCCAUAAUGAUAGCUUCUUUAGCCUGAUGUUCGCACAGGUUUUGCUAAACCAAAUUUGUUUUCGCGCAGGUUUGUAUGUGCAAGCUUUAAUUGUAAGGCAUCAUGUAGGGCUAUUCCUAUGGCGAUAAAUCACUUUCCCACAGAUAGGACACUUCAUAUCACGAUCCUUGAUGUACCAAUAUGGGGCACUGAUUGGAACGGGGGAAAACCCAAGUCCACUGAUGGCGAUCGAUCAGGCGACCCAACGCACCUCAGGUAACAUCUAUUCCACUGAGCUACAUCCCGUUCCACUUAGCAAUCCAGAUAUAUAAUGGGAAAUAAUGCCUGCAUAAUAA
This is a messenger RNA of Gigantopelta aegis, 2508 nucleotides long. Its product is annotated as leucine-rich repeat and immunoglobulin-like domain-containing nogo receptor-interacting protein 3. The record is from RefSeq and is a predicted model, not a curated record. Gene Ontology annotation, cellular component: extracellular matrix. The transcript is spliced from 2 exons. Gene Ontology annotation, molecular function: protein binding. Lineage: Eukaryota; Metazoa; Mollusca; Gastropoda; Neomphalida; Peltospiridae. Bases 576 to 2168 code for a protein of 530 amino acids.